ACCUGAGCUGAAGUCGGACGCUCAACCGACUGAGCCAUGUAGGUGCCCCUAAGCCAUGUCCUUCUGUCCCAGGAUCCAUCCAGGAUGCCACAUUACAUUUAGUCCUCGUGCCUUCUUGGUUGGGCUCCUCUUGACUGUGACAGUUUCUAAGACUUUCUGUGUGUGUGUGUGUGUGUGUGUGUGUGUGUGUGUGUGUUUAAAUGACCUUGGCAGCUUUGAGGAGGACUGGUCAGUAUUUUGUAGAAUGUCUCUCGAUUAAGAUACGUCCAUUUCCUCAUGACUAGACAGGGUCUAUAGGCUUUUGAGGGGAAGGCCACAGAAAUAAAGUACCAUUUUCGUCACAUCCCCUAUCAUUGUUGAUGUGGACUCCCUUGGGGUAUAUUUGGCAGGCUUUCCACCGUCGUUACUCCUUUAUUCCUCUGUUUCUUGUGUGUUAAUUAUAUGGUGUCUUCUUACAUGGAAGGUUUAUGUGUUCAAUCUCUUUUGAGCUGGAAGGACCUUCAUCAGGGAACAGCAUCAGUGGCACCCGCGGCUUUGAUGUGCUGCGUGCUCCUGGAGCAUCUAACCCCACGUACCAACUUCCGCACGUGCCUCACCCCCCUCUGAGGACAACCCAUAACGUUGGUCCCCUUAUCGUUUCCAUUUCACAGAGGGAAAGUGGAAUCUUCCUGCCACUAAGCCACACCAGAGCCAGCGAGUGGCAAAGUCAGGAUUCGUGCCUGGGUGUGUCUGACACUGGACAUAACUGCUUAAGUGUAGAAACCAAGGUGCGGAGGGAGGGUGCUCAUCCGAGUCCCUCCAGCCAGUUGGUGGCUUUGCCCAGGCCCUUCCACGGCCAGGCCACCUCUGAUCCCAAUGAGUCAGCAGCAAUUGCUCAGCCACUGGGCCUGCCCUGCCCUGCCCCCAGCCCCACCCCAAGCUGCCCACUCCUGACCCGCCUCCCGUUCAUGUCCUUUGGCGGCCGUGGCUUUUAGCACCCCCAGGGGAAGAGACCCAGACUGCGCAGCAAAUAAACACCGCCCACAGAUUUCCAAAUAUACGGAGAAAGAAACAGGACAGCUCCACUCUUUGUCCAACAUCUCAGCGAGGCUGCAGGGGUGGCUGCUGAUCUCAGAGCUUCACAAUGUCUCCCAAGGAGAAAGAGAAAGAUGCUGAAAAGCCAGCCAAGAAAGACAAAGACCCAGUGAACAAGUCUGGGUGCAAGGCCAAAAAGAAGUGGUCCAAAGGCAAAGUUCGGGACACGCUCAAUGACCUGGUCUUGUGUGACAAAGUGACAUGUGACAAACUUCGUAUUCCCAACUAGAAGCUUAUGACCCCAGCCGUCGUCUCUGAGAGACUGAAGAUUCGAGGCCCCCUGGCUGGGGUGGCCUUUCAGGAGCUCCUUAGUGAAGAACUUAGGAAACAAGUUGCAAAGUACAGAGCUCUGGUCAUUUCCACCAGAAACACCAGGGGCAGAGAUGCCCCAGCUGCUGGCGAAGAUGCAUGAACAGAUCCCACUAACUGUACGUUUUGAAAAAUAAAAAUGUAUUAAAUUAAAAAAAGAGA
Acinonyx jubatus (cheetah) is the source of this 1545-nucleotide messenger RNA. RefSeq names its product 40S ribosomal protein S25-like. Gene Ontology annotation, cellular component: cytosolic small ribosomal subunit. The record is from RefSeq and is a predicted model, not a curated record. NCBI's taxonomy places the organism in Eukaryota, Metazoa, Chordata, Mammalia, Carnivora, Felidae. Gene Ontology annotation, molecular function: structural constituent of ribosome.